Molecule: messenger RNA, 1874 nt
Organism: Triticum urartu
Lineage: Eukaryota; Viridiplantae; Streptophyta; Magnoliopsida; Poales; Poaceae
Source: RefSeq, a predicted model, not a curated record
AAGCGCCGCCUCGAGGGUCUCGCGCGCCGGAGGCUCUCCGCCGCGGUCGACGCCCAGGACCACCCCGCCGUGCUGCGCCUCGUGCGCCUCUUCCCCCUCCUCGACCUCGCGCCCGAGGGCCUCCAGGUCUACGUCGCCUACCUCAAGAAGGUGGUCGCCCUCCGCGCCCGCGCAGACUUCGAGCACCUCACCGACCUAAUCUCUGCAACCCAGCCUACCUCGGAGCGCCCUGAUUUCGUUGGCUGCCUCACCCGUCUCUUCAAGGAUAUUGUGCUCGCUGUUGAGGAGAAUGACGCGGUGCUUCGUGAGCUACGGGGUGAGGAUGGUGUUGCCUAUGCCAUCAUCGAGCUGCAGGAGGAAUGCGACUCGAGGGGCACCCAGAUCCUUCGUCGCUAUGCUGAUUACCGAAAGCUUGCCCGUCUUUCAUCAGAUAUAAACUCCUAUACCAAGAAUCUUCUCUCGGUCAUGGGUUCUGUCACCAAUGCCGCAGGUGGUAGUGAAGGGCCUGACCCCAGGGAGGUUGAGAUUUAUCUAGAGGAGAUUCUUGCAUUGACACAACUGGGUGAAGACUAUACUGAGUUUAUGGUGAACAAGAUCCGUGGACUGAGGGAUGUCAAGCCUGAACUCGGUCCGCAAGCAAUGAAAGCCUUCCGUAAUGGUAGCUUCAAUAAAAUGGAGAAGGAUUUGACUGGGUAUUAUGUGAUCUUGGAGGAGUUCUUCAUGGUGGAAAACAUAAGGAAGGCCAUCCAGAUUGAUGAGCCAGUGCCUGAUGGUCUCACGACCUCAAUGGUCGACGAUGUGUUCUUUCUACUGCAGAGCUGCUGCCGGCGGGCAGCAUUCACUGCAAGCAUCAACUCGCUACUUGCUGUGCUUGGUGGGGCAACGAGCCUACUAAGCAAUGAGUUCCAGGAGGCACUACAGUGGAGAAUGAGGGAGCCAAACUUGGGCGCAAAGCUCUUCUUAGGUGGUGUUGGAGUUCAGAAGACCGGGGAGGAGAUUACAACUGCGCUGAACAACAUGGAUGUGAGCUCAGAAUAUGUCCUGAAACUCCGCCAUGAGGUCGAGGAGCUCUGUGCAGAGAUUUUCCAUGCUCCUGCUGACCGAGAGAAGAUCAAGUCCUGUUUAUCGGAGCUAGGUGAAAUCAAUGCUUCCUACAAGAAGAUCCUUUAUUCUGGGCUGGAGCACUUAGUGGCAUCUAUUGCGCCUCGCAUUCGUCCUGUCCUUGACACGGUUACCACUGUUAGCUAUGAGCUGGAUGAUGCCGAAUACGGGGAAAAUGAGGUGAACGACCCAUGGGUGCAGAAGCUUCUCCUUGCAGUCGACACUAACGUUACAUGGCUCCAGCCAAUGAUGACAUCGAACAACUACGAUUCCUUUGUGCACCUGGUCAUCGACUUCAUUGUCAAGAGGCUUGAGGUUAUCAUGAUGCAGAAGAGGUUCAGCCAGCUUGGUGGCCUGCAGCUCGACAAGGAGGUUCGCUCCCUGAUCAACCAUUUCUCGGAGAUGUCACAGAGGCCAGUGCGAGACAAGUUCUCGAGGCUUUCCCAGAUGUCGACCAUCCUGAACUUCGAGCGCGUGUCUGAGAUACUGGACUUCUGGGGUGACAAUGCUGGGCAUCUGACAUGGCUGUUGACACCUGCGGAGGUGAGGAGGGUCUUAGGGCUUAGGAUCGACUUCAGGCCCGAAGCGAUUUCUGCUUUGAGACUCUAACCUGUGCAUUUAAAAUACACACUUGUCACACUAUUGUUCAUUUGUAUGUGAUAUAUCAUGAAAUGUUUUCCCUGUUUUUGUCCUCUUGCUAUCGUGGAUAAUCCCACUUUAAUCCUUGUUGAAAUAGUGAUUAUAUAUGUUAGUGAAUUUGUCGCGUUAACUUU